This is a messenger RNA of Mercenaria mercenaria, 3623 nucleotides long. Its product is annotated as acetylcholine receptor subunit alpha-like. The transcript has a single exon. Gene Ontology annotation, cellular component: synapse; neuron projection; membrane. Gene Ontology annotation, biological process: signal transduction; chemical synaptic transmission; regulation of membrane potential. Gene Ontology annotation, molecular function: neurotransmitter receptor activity; transmembrane signaling receptor activity; extracellular ligand-gated monoatomic ion channel activity. The coding region runs from base 155 to 1411 and encodes 418 amino acids. The record is from RefSeq and is a predicted model, not a curated record. NCBI's taxonomy places the organism in Eukaryota, Metazoa, Mollusca, Bivalvia, Venerida, Veneridae.
CCAUGUAUUGUCUCUAAACCUAAUACAAUGUUUUCCUCAGACCAUAUUAAGGUGGAGGAGUAUAUGAUAAACAGACCGAAACAGUGCAAAGGCAAUAGUUUUAUAGUUGGGUAAAAACGAAGUUCAGAUAUUCGCUUUGAUUGAUUUGAGGAAAAUGAGGAAAGAUGUAUUAGUAAUUUGUAUAUUGUUCAUACGUGAAACAGCUUUGACAUUGGAAUAUCCAGAGUGUAAAUUACAGAAUGAUUUAUUUAAGGACUACAAGGUAGACGUAAGACCUGUCUUAGAUUAUACUAAACCAGUUCGUAUCGUUCUCGGAUUAGCAUUACGAAAAAUUCUACAUUUAGAUGAAAUCCGUCAGUCAUUUAAAACCACAGUGAAUGUUCUCCUAUACUGGCAAGACGAGAGUUUGAAAUGGAAUAAGUCAGAUUAUCAUGGAAUUUCUAAUAUUGAAUUUCCAUUCAAUAAAAAUUUAUGGACACCUGAUUUAAUGGUGUACAAUGCUUUGGAUAAACCGGGAAAGCUAGGAGUAAAAAAUGCUUUCGUUAGACUUUAUAAUAAUGGGCAGAUCUUUGUGUGGACUCAAACAAAUUUUGAGACUGCUUGUGAAAUCCGUACAAAAAGGUUUCCCUUUGAUGAACAGGUUUGUGAGAUAGUUAUCUCAAAAUUCAUCAGUUCAGAUGAAAAGAUCGAGAUCAAACCAGUGGAAAAAACCGUAAACAUGAAUGAGUAUGUGGAAAUAGCUGAAUGGAAAAUCAAAGAAACUAUCGUGACAACAACUGUUGAUCCUUUAGAUAUAUCUGUCUUCAUCAACUCUAACGAAUCAACUGCCAAUAUUAUAAACUAUACAUCCAUUACUUACACAUUGAAAAUGCAGCGGACAUGCCAGUUAUGCUUUUUUAACAUUAUCCUACCUGUUUUGAUACUUGCAGCCCUAAAUCUUCUUACGUUUUUCGUACCGUGUGAAAGUGGCGAGAAAACAAGUUUUCCAAUUGCGAUGUUCCUAACCUUAGCUGUGUUUCUGACGAUAAUUACACGUUCUCUGCCAGAAUCCAUUGACGGUGUUUCCUACUUAAGUUCAUUUGUCACGUUCCAGCUGACCAUCAGUGCAAUCAUACUUCUAUGUGCUGUAGUAUCGUUACAGAUCCACUACAGAAAUAAAAAUGCUCCGACUUCGAAGAUUACAUACUUCAUUAUAAAGUGUUUAGGGUGCAAGAGACCUCCAGUGGUAAAGAUUGACAAACCUGAAGGCGAUGAAGACAACUCUCUUGAAAUAGAACAUUCUGAAAUGAUAUCUGAAAAGAACAUUCGUUCUGAAGAUCUCUCAUACUUCUUCGAUAAGCUGAUGUUUUUCCUUUUGAUUUUGUGCGAAGUAAUAUCUACCACCAUCUUUCUUGCAUUAAUUUGGUUCUGACAUAAUUAAUCAUAAUAUCUUGGAAUAUAAAAUUGGAAAUAAGUCUACACAAAACGUUCAUAUGAAUGUGAAGAUGGGACUCAAUACUUUACAAUCUUUCAAUAAUAUUUGUUUAUAUUCUGAGACAAAGUUCGCAUAAAUUGGGAAACAUACGGAAACCUGAGACCACUAUGGUGUUUCAUACAGGCCUUUGUCUUUUCCCUUAUAUUGUCCAUAUACGUUGAGAAAAAUCUUAAUUGCCAAGCGCGAGAUCAUAAUGGCGAGGCGCGAAGUUAUAUCACAGUUUCAGCUGAUCCCGUGCUUCGUGCAUCGCUUUAGUGAAAGACGAAGCGAGACAUCACAAUUACGAAGUGCAAAACUAUGACUUUUUUCAAUAUCGCGCUUCGCCAUUGUGACUUACACAUCGCAUAACACCUGACUGGUACGAAAUCAUAAUGGCGAGGCAUGUGACAUUGAAAGCAAAGUGCGAAAAUGCAAACACUUAGCAAAUUUGUCAUCGCGACCUUUUCACUUUGACGUUAUGAUAUUGCUCUCCGCACUUCGCCAUCCAGAGAAGGUUAUACGUGAAAAGCAAAGCAUGAAAUUACUAAACGUUCACGCUUCUGCGUCGUGAGCAUAACACUAAAUAAAGCGAUGCACGAAGAGCGAAAUCACAACUGCAAAAGCGUAGGGCAAGACCUCGAUGACAAAGCCAUAAUUAUCUCACGCUCUGCCAUUAUGAUUUCGCCUUUUUGGGCAUGGUUAUUUUCGGAGAUGUUGCGAUGGCUCUGUCGGUGUCGGCUCAUUUAAUAUUUUUAUAUUUUGAUCUGAGAAAAUGCAAAAGUCCACCUUAUGUAUUCUUAUAGAUCAAAGGUACAGAAUGUCGAAUGCAAGGGUUUUCACCCUGUGGCUAUCCUUAAUAAAGGAUCUUUGUACAUAAUUACUUUCAAUUUUAUGUUCAUGCUUAAUAUAUGAAUUCAAUAUCUAAAUUUCAGAAAUAAAGACAAUACAGUAAAUGCUAAGUUUAAUAUCAUUAUGUCUCCCACCACACAGUGGUGUGGGAGAUAUAUUGAUUUACUCCAGUCUGUGUGUCUGUCUGUCUGUGUGUGUGUGUCUGUCACAAGCUUGUCCGCACUCUAAGUCGAACAUUUUUUAUUCGAUCUUCACUAAACUUUAACAAUGUGUUUGACCAUAAGACCUCAGCCAAGUUCGAUAAUUAGCCAAAUCGGUCCAGGUAUUUUAGAGUUAUGACCCUUGUAUUACCAAAAAAUCGGCCUUUUUGCUCUUGUCUGCACUCUAAUUCAAAUAUUUCUCAUCCGAUCUUCACCAAACGUAAAUAAAAUGUGUUUGACUAUGAGACCUCGGCCAAGUUCGAUAACUAGCCAAAUCGGUUCAGGCAUUUUGGAGAUAUGGCCCUAGAAUUACCAAAAAUUGACCUUUUUACUACUGUCCGCACUCUAAGUCAAACAUUUCUCAUCCGAUCUUCACCAAACUUAAACAAUAUAUGUUUGACCAUAAAACCUGAGCCAAGUUCGAUAACUAGCCAAAUCGGUCUAAGUAUUUUGGCGUUACGGCCCUUGAAGUACCGAAAAAUCAGCCUUUUUACUCUUGUUUGCUCUCUAAGUCGAAUAUUUUGUCAUCCGAUCUUCACCAAACUUGAACAAAAUUUGUUUGACCAUAAGACCUCAGCCAAGUUCGAAAACUAACCAGAUCCGCCUGGGCACUUUUGAAUAAUGGUCCUUAAAUUACUGAUUGGAUCCACUCGUCUUAACCAUCUAGAGAGACUAGACAGUUUUUAUAAGGCAGUUGUGGGAGACAUGCGCUUUUCUCAAAAGCAUCUCUAGUUUGGAUUAUAUUGCUACAAGUAGUUUCUUCUUUAAGUUUUAGAUAAUUUUAGUAAUCGUUUGUUCCUUGCACAGACAACGCUAUCUAUAAAUUAUAUGGGUAUGUUUGUUUUCUAUGGAAACUUGGAUAAAUAUUGAUUUUUCUCAUCUAAAAUAAAGAACAAAAAUCGGUACUCUCUGUAAUUUAUUUAGUUUCAAAUACCCGUAUUUUAUCUUAAUGAGUUUGAAAAUAAUUGGUAUUUCACAUAAAGAAUAAUACUGUACAUGAUAGAGUGAUGAAAGGUUUACCACCUAAGAUAAUAUUAUGAAAUACCAGCUGUACAGCUAUUGUCAUGAACAAUAAGACUGGUAAGAUAAUUCACAUUCAAUAAAUAAAUAAAUAAAUAAAA